Drosophila biarmipes is the source of this 1624-nucleotide messenger RNA. It is a transcript of the gene dimm, whose product is annotated as protein dimmed. The coding region runs from base 416 to 1624 and encodes 402 amino acids. The transcript is spliced from 3 exons. The record is from RefSeq and is a predicted model, not a curated record. Gene Ontology annotation, molecular function: protein dimerization activity. Lineage: Eukaryota; Metazoa; Arthropoda; Insecta; Diptera; Drosophilidae.
GACUCGGGUCUGCCGAUGGCGCCGCUUCGUUCCUGCAGCCAUUCCACAAGUGGCCGUCAUCCUCAGCGCUUCCGCGUUUCCGGUAGUCGUUUCGCUAUUGCGUUCAGAGUCAUUUGGUUGUCAUUUCAAAAUACCAGAAAAAUAAUUCCUAGUGGUGCGGAAAUAUUCAAAAAUUAGUAGUGCCAAGAAAAAGCCAGAGAGCGAAAAAGUUAUGGUGUUGAUAUAGACAGGGAUAAAAGUUAAGAUGCGCAUUUAAUAUAAAGAAGAAAUAAAUAAUAAAAAAGGAAUGUGAGCUUAAAACUGUGAGAGUGUUUUUAAAAAAAGUGUUUUUGAAUGUCUGAAUAAAAACCUGAUAGUAUUUGAGCACAAAUAAACUGAAAGCUUCAAUCUGGUGUAUUGGGAAGUCUCGCCGAAGAUGGAUGCCACGCAGCUGACGGAACUGAUGAGCAGUCAUGACUUCAUGCAAUUGCAGCACCAGUUGCACCACAACAACAACAACUACAACACGGACGGACACAAUGGACUAUCCUCGGAGUCGGCGGAGGGGAGUGCUCGACCCAUUCGACGCGCCACCAGACGCACCUCACAGUUAAGCAAUAACACCUAUGACCUGGAGAUGACGGACUCCAGUUCGCAGAGCGAUGACACGAGUGGCGGCGGAGGCAGCAGCAAUGGAGGAGGCAGUGCCACCAACACUGGUCAUCCCUCUGGCGGUUCGCUGGGCAAUCAGGGAUCCUCGACUCGCGGACGCGUUCAGCAGGCCAGCUCAGGUGGCGCCUCCUGCCCCUCGACCCUGGCCCCGAACAGCACCAACUCCUCCUCCGCCUCCAAUGCAAAUGCCAACGCCAAUCGGCGGCGCAAGGGAGCUCUGAACGCCAAGGAGCGGAAUAUGCGACGCCUGGAGUCCAAUGAGCGCGAGAGGAUGCGAAUGCACAGCCUCAACGAUGCCUUCCAAUCGCUGCGAGAAGUCAUCCCACACGUGGAGAUGGAACGGCGGCUGUCCAAGAUCGAGACGCUGACGCUGGCCAAGAACUACAUCAUCAAUCUGACCCACAUAAUACUCUCCAAGCGCAACGAGGAGGCGGCGGCCUUGGAGCUCAACUCGGGCGCCGUUGGCGGGGUGCUGCUCUCCAAUCUGACGGCGGAAAACGGGGCUGGGUCAGCAAAUAACACCAGUGCCGCCACGCUCUGCUUCGAGGACGCACUGGCCAACGGAGGAGCCUUCGACUGCGCCCUCCUGGCGGCCACCGACACCAGCAGCCUGCUCAACGCCGCCGCAGUGACCGCCAGUCCAGCGAUGCAGAGCCUCCAGCCGCAGUCCAUCCACAUGCAGACGCCGCUGGAGCAGCAGCAGCAGCAGCAACAGCAGCAAUCCAGCCACCUCCCCCACCACCAGCAGGCGAUGCAUGGCCAUGGCCACCUGGGGGCCACCAUGAUGCAGCCGCAGCAGCAGCAGCCCACGCUUAUACUCAAUGGCAACUCACCAGUGGGCGUGGGCGUUAACAUAGGGGUUGGCGUGGGAGUGGGCGUAGGGGUUGGAGUGGGAGUGGGUGUAGGGAACAAUACCUCGAGCUUCGCAGAUAUCAACGACAACUUCGACGAGCCGUUCCGAGAGUUCCUCUAA